AUGCUAAUCACUGAUUAUACUCUGAUACUGAUCCAACGAUUGCCUUUGCUAUUUCUCAUUUCUACUAGCCAUUGCAAUUUUUAUACUACUGCAAUACCACUGCGUGCUAACGAGCCUUGGUCAGUGAUUUUAUGCAAAUUCGCUGAUACGGCGAGAUAUGAGCCACAAAGACGAGAAUGGUAUCAGAACUGGAUGACUGGUUCCGGCUCAGAUACGAUUGCAAAGUAUUUCAUGAAUGUAUCGAAUGGAAUUUAUACUAUAGCAGAUACAAAAGUAUUCGGCUGGGUGACACUCCCGUGGACAGUAAAGCAAGUGAGGUUAAUGGCUCUAGCGGAUAAAGCUUUCUGGAAUAACGACAACUUCAAUUCAUCUUUUUUUAUUAAAGCGAAACAAUUAUGUGUCAAAUUGGCUGCACGAAAGACACAAUUAAACAAAAAAAAGAUAACGAUACUAAACACGGAGCAUGGAGCAAUGUAUGGCAAUGAGGAUGGUGUCCUGAUCACACCGCGAUUAUCAUUUAACUCGGUGCUUACCCAUGAAAUGGUGCAUAGUUUUCAUAUUGGGCAUUCAUAUAGCGAUCGUAAAAUUGCCAUCUUUCCAUUUGCACACAUGGGUGAAUACGGUGAUCGCUAUGAUUUGAUGAGUACGUCGAAUGCUUGGAUGUAUAAGUCGCAAUAUGGCCUUAGUGGACCAGGCUUAAAUGGACCACAUCUUGAUUAUCUUGGUUGGCUACCCAGUAAUCGGAUUCUUUAUUUUGGAAGAGAUGGAAAAAGCAGCUCAAUUAUACGAUUGUCAUCAUUAAGUAUCUCUCAUGCACAAUCCAACGAUUGGCUUCUAGUGAUGCUCCCAUUUGAUAAAAACGAUCCUGCUAAUGUCUUCACCUUGGAAUUUCGAACUCCAAUUAAUUAUGAUUCUGGCAUCAAACAGGAAGCGGUUGUAAUACAUAAAAUUGACCGAAAAGGAACAACCUACUAUUCAACCAUAAUUACACACAGUAAAGAUUAUGAUGAAAUGAUGGUUGGCACUGAAUGGGUACAUUUCCUUGAACAAGACAGUCCUGAAGUUUACCCAGUCAUUAAAGUACGUGUUGAGAGAAUUGACAAACAGCGACAAGUAGCCGUUCUACAAAUCAACUCAACAUUCAAUCCAAUAAAACCUAACAAAAUAUCGUGUAGAAGUACAAGAAAACAGAGGCAUCUAAAAGAUGAAAUGAAUUCUAGUCAUAUUCAAAAUGAAGGAGAGACUGUUAGGAUUUUACCACCUGAACAAAAUGGAUUUUUUAAAGAUUUGGUAACUUUUGGUAUGAAUGCUUGCAAUAACGGAUACGUCUGGAGAAUGAUUGAUCCUUAUGACUAUGCUUGUGUUACAAAAAAUAGGCAACAGGAAAUUCGAUAUCAGAGAAAAGUCGGAAACCCCAGUGGCAUCUGUCGUAAACCAUUAAUGUUACGAAAAGCUUUCCCCAGUGAUACUGCUUGUGUGACACAGACAGAAUUCGUAAUAAUACAGAAAGAGAAUGCAGAGAUGCAUAAAAAUAUGAAGUAUCAUUCAUUUUUUAAUGGAGAAGAAACGGUUGUUCCAUGA
Molecule: messenger RNA, 1581 nt
Organism: Brugia malayi
Lineage: Eukaryota; Metazoa; Nematoda; Chromadorea; Rhabditida; Onchocercidae
Exons: 9
Coding region: 1-1581 (526 amino acids)
Source: RefSeq, a predicted model, not a curated record